AUGCCUGCUAAUGUAGAGUCCUGGGCUCAUCCGUGCGCUCCCGUCCUGCUGAGCCCUCCCUUCCACGAGAUGACUGAUCUGACGAGAGAGCAACUGGAUCGUCCCUCGGAGAGAACAGGACCCCGCAUUCCUCUGGACAAUUUGAGAGCUCAACACUCCUAUGGGCCACCACCUGCUGUUACUGAAGCUUCCCUAGCAACAGCAGAAGUAAAUAGCUCUGGGGCCCUGGCAGGCUUGAGGCAGAGGGGACGGGAUUCUAUUAAUGUGUCUGGCAAACCUCCCGCAUUGAUGACAGGGGGGACAAGGGCCAAUAACGGAGGCAGUGAGAGAGGCAGCAGCAAUGUAAAUUUAUACUCAUCUUUCCCGAGAGGUCAGGGGGUUUUUCCAGCCAGACGCCCACAAAUAAGAAACCCUCCGCGUGUCCCCUUCCUUACAUCAGGGAUUAUGAUGGAACUGCCUCCAAUAAAUCUGAGAGCACCAUAUAAGGAUAGGUUGGCUCAAGUUUCUUUCCCACGGGGAGGUCCACAAAACCCUGCAGAUAAUUGGUCAAGGCCUGGACCCCUGACUUCCAAUACUCAAGGUUUACCUUCUGGCCCUACUGCUCAUGGCUUUGUAAAUCCUCAACAUCCAAGUUUCAAUCCACUUCUUCCUUUGCCUAUUGCUUUUGCUCCUCCCCCAAUAGUCAAUCCACCCCAGCAAUCUCCUUAUGCCACUUACCCUUCCUGGGGGAUAUCAGACCCUGCAUGCCCCAAAAGAGAGAGCAAGUGA
This is a messenger RNA of Sorex araneus (European shrew), 768 nucleotides long. It is a transcript of the gene PRR32, whose product is annotated as proline rich 32. The record is from RefSeq and is a predicted model, not a curated record. Lineage: Eukaryota; Metazoa; Chordata; Mammalia; Eulipotyphla; Soricidae. The transcript has a single exon. The coding region runs from base 1 to 768 and encodes 255 amino acids.